Closterium sp. Yama58-4 is the source of this 3174-nucleotide messenger RNA. NCBI's taxonomy places the organism in Eukaryota, Viridiplantae, Streptophyta, Zygnematophyceae, Desmidiales, Closteriaceae. The record is from the annotation of a GenBank genome assembly.
AUGUCGCGGCUUCGUAGAGUCCUUGGCGUCGCCGGCCUGCUAGCCGUCAUGAUAGUCGGUUACAUUCUCGGCCGGCCGGUAUACUGGAGCUUGGAAAGCCAGUGGAACGAUUUCCUCGAGUCGCGGGUCGAGGAAGCGACGAAUGUGGACGAGCAAGAUAUGACACCAGCUGUAAGGAGCGGCAGCAAUGCGGUCUUUGCUUCUAACAAGCUGCUGCCUUUUCGCAGCAACGCUGCAUCCGAAUCGUCGGCAGCAGCAUCAGGAUCUUCAGAACCAUCAACAGCAGCACCAGAGGGAGAAGCAGGGGAAAGGAACGCUGAGGCGCAGCCUCAAAUGGGAACAGGAGAGGAGGGCGGAGGGGUUCAGAGCGAGGAGGAGGGAGAGAGGAACAAUUUUCUUGCAGCGCAAAACCUGGGAGGAAGCAGCAAAGCCCUGAGCAAGAACAACAAGGAUGUUACUGGAGAUGGGAAUUUCAGCAGUAGCAGAAAGGGGAUCGUAAACGACGCCUCUGCUGCUCUUGCCGCUGCUUCUGACGAUGCAAUAAAAGCCACUGGAGAUGAAGGGGAGAGUAAUACAACCAGCAAUGACCGGGCAGGUGAAACUUUCGCUCGGGGUGUCCGGCCAAUCAUACACGAGGGAAGGCCGUUGAUUCCGGAGCUGAAGCGACCCAUCUGGGAGAAACCGCCGCCCGGCGGGAAGGUUCCUGGAAAAGAGGAGUUUGCACUGCGGAGGGAGAUGGUUGAGUUCAGAGCGGAAAAGAACGUGGUGGUGGUUACUUUCGCCAACCAUGCGUUUUUGGAUUUCGCGCUCAACUGGGUGAAGCACCUCACCGAUCUGGGAGUGACCAACAUCCUCAUAGGCGCCAUGGACCCUACUAUCUUGGAAGCACUCUACCGGGACGGCGUGCCUGUGUUUGACCUGGAGAGCGGCAUGAGUCCAGAGGACAGCGGGUGGGGCACACCAGUGUUUCAUGCCAUGGGGCGCGAGAAAGUGACUUUGGUGAACGUGUUUCUCUCCAUGGGGGUGGAGCUUCUUAUAUGUGACACCGACACCGUGUGGCUAAGGAACCCACUGCCCUUCAUCGCUCGCUACCCCACAGCAGACGUCCUCACAUCCAGCGACCAUCUAAUCCGCUCAGUUGACGAUGAGUCCCUGGAGAAGUGGCAGCAAGCACAGAGCGCGUACAACAUCGGCAUUCUGCACUUCCGCCCCACCGAUCCAGCCAAGCGCCUGGCACGCGCAUGGGCGGAGCUUCUAGCUACUGACGCCAAGAUAUGGGACCAGAACGGGUUCAAUGAGUUGAUGAGGAAGCACAUGGGGCCGGAUGUAGAUCCUGCUGCAGGGGACCAUCUGUUCUGGGCGUUUGACGGCAGCCUCAAGCUGGGAAUUCUGCCUGUCUCUGUCUUCUGCUCGGGCCACACCUACUUUGUUCAGCAUCUGCACAAGGUGGUGGGUCUAGAACCGUAUGCUCUGCAUGCCACUUUCCAGUUUGCUGGCACCCCAGGCAAGCGCCAUCGCUUCCGAGAGGCCAUGGCCUUUUACGACCCCCCAGAGUACUACGACCCGCCAGGUGGCAUCGUCUCAUUCGUCAAUGACAUUCCUGAGGAGCUGCUGGCGGGCGGCGAUCACACCCUCUCAACGCAUUUCCACUUGGUCAACUAUCAACUGAAGAGCAUUCGAUCUGCUCUAGCCAUUGCCCUCAUUCUCAACCGAACCCUCGUCAUGCCAAGCACGUGGGCUCGAUUCGAUCGCAUCUGGUACCCCCAUAGAGGCAUACUCGAUAACACUGCAACGCCACAGCCGUUCCUCUGCCCACUCGACCAUAUCCUCAAUGUGGACAGGAUGCUUCCGGGGAAGCUUCCAGAAGAGGAGUUCGGCCCAGCAAUAUCCUUCCGGGAAUACUCUUUCCUUGACAACCCUCGUGUCCCAAAAGAGCUCCGAGCCUCCAAGCUCUCUGUGCACAUCUGCAACGACACUGCUCCUAAUUGCCCCACGGAAACGGACGGUCAGGAUCUUCCCAGAGCCCACACACACGAUCUCGUGCUCAGGAGAGGCGUACGAGAGAAGCAGUUGAGGGAUGCAUUAUCGCGCUUUUCAGAUGUGAAGUGGAUCGAAUUCAGUUCUCUGCACGGCGUGUUCGGUGGAUGGGAUGACAAGGAGCUUGAGAAGAAAUUCAGAUGGAGAUUGCGGCACUACACAGGCAUCUGGUGCUGCGUGCAUGCCCAUCCAGGCCAUAUCUACUACAACUUCUUCUGGGAUGAAGUCAACGUCUUUUCGCGAUCUGGAAAAGAGAUCGUCAAAGGCGGCCUCCAACUUCCGGAUGAGGCCACUGUAGCAGAUCUCCAGAAAGCCCUUCACAAAACGAAUAAAAAAUGGUAUCCUGCAAGGCAGAGAUUCACUCUCCCAGCGCCGGCAUCAGGUGCCAAACCCGUCGUUCUGGACGCCAAGAAGAGGCUCGCGGAUUACUCCACUGGAACCACAUUGGACGUCGUCUUUAAGGAUCUCGGCCCUCAGAUCGGCUUUAAGACGGUCUUCUUCUGGGAAUACUUCGGCCCUCUGGUCCUCUACUCGCUCUUUUACUUCUUCCCGCAAGUGUUCUAUGUGGACGGUGCCAAGAGGAAACUUAAAGAUGUCCAGACCUACGCACUCAUCUACUGGUCCUUCCACUACACGAAGCGCAUUCUUGAGACUUUUUUCGUCCACCGGUUCAGCCAUGGCACGAUGCCGCUUCAGAACCUGUUCCGUAACUGCGGUUACUACUGGACUUUCGCAGCUUUCGUCUCGUUCUUUGUGAACCACCCGCUGUACACGCCCGUCAGCGAGACCCAGAUGUUGAUCGGAUUCGGCAUCGCUAUAGUCAACCAGCUCUCCAACCUCUACUGUCACAUCAUUUUGAGGAACUUGAGGUCCGGCUCGAGCUCAGGGUACCAGAUCCCUUCGGGCUUCCUGUUCAACUUCAUCACGUGCGCCAACUACACGACGGAGAUCACGGCGUGGCUGGGCUUCAACAUCGCCACGCAGACCGUCGCCGGCUACCUCUUCAUGCUCGCCGGCACCAUGCAGAUGGCCGAGUGGGCCCUCGCCAAGCACAAGCGCCUCGUCAAGCUCUUUGACGGAAAGGAGGGCCGUCCCAAGUACCCUCGACGAUGGAUCAUGUUCCCUCCUUUCUUCUAA